This is a messenger RNA of Phragmites australis (common reed), 2445 nucleotides long. Its product is annotated as protein ACTIVITY OF BC1 COMPLEX KINASE 3, chloroplastic-like. Gene Ontology annotation, biological process: protein phosphorylation. The coding region runs from base 54 to 2336 and encodes 760 amino acids. NCBI's taxonomy places the organism in Eukaryota, Viridiplantae, Streptophyta, Magnoliopsida, Poales, Poaceae. The record is from RefSeq and is a predicted model, not a curated record. The transcript is spliced from 7 exons. Gene Ontology annotation, molecular function: ATP binding; protein kinase activity.
AAACCAGAGGGAAGGAAGUCGUGCUGCUGCUCCUACCGGUGCCGUGGGCGUGGAUGCUGCCGCCUCCUCGCGCUGCCUGUGGCGCACAUCAAAUCUCCCCGAGAAACAGCCAAACCAAGCACCAAAAUGUAAGAAAACUCGCCUCGCGCUGUCGACGCGCACGCUCACCCCAAGCUCUUACUCCCCCACCUCCACAACCUCCUCCGGCCGCGGCCAUGGCUGCGGCCGCCGUCUCCUCCUUCUCCCUCCCCUCUCCCCCUCGCCGUCUCACCCCUCGCCGCCGCCGCGCCCCUUCCCUCCUCCGCGCCGCGUCCACCGCUGCGCCCCCGUCCCCCGACCUCUCCAUCCAGCUCUCGCCCCGCGCGUCUCCUCCUGCAUCCGCUAACGGCGCUGCCGCCGCUGCCAGACCCCCCGUGCCCGCCUCCUUCGCUCGCGACCGUGCCGAGAACCUGCAGGCCGAGGCCCGCGCCAUGACCCGCGCCGCCGGCGCCACCGUCUACAGCCCCGAGCUCCUCGCCUCCCGCUACGGCUCCCGCCCCUUCAAGGUGGCGCUGAGGGCGGCGGAGGUGCUGUCCAAGCUGGUGGCGUUCGGGCUGAAGGUGCUGCUGGACGAGCGGAGCGGGGAUUCGUCCUCGGCGAAGAGGCGCACGCGGGCGGUGGAGCUGCGGACCAUCCUCACUAGGCUCGGUCCGACCUUCGUCAAGAUUGGGCAGGGGCUGUCCACACGCCCCGACCUAUGUCCGCCCGAGUACCUCGAGGAGCUCGCCGAGUUGCAGGAUUCUCUACCCACGUUUCCUGAUGAAGAGGCAUUUGUGUGUAUCGAGAGAGAACUUGGCUUCCCACUCGAUUCGAUCUACUCGGCAAUAUCACCUUCACCAAUUGCAGCUGCAAGUUUAGGUCAGGUUUAUAAGGCACGGUUGAAAUACUCCGGGAAGCUGGUAGCUGUCAAGGUGCAAAGACCCGAUAUUGAGGAUGCCAUAGGGCUUGAUUUUUAUCUACUCAGGGGUGUUGGCUUCUUAAUAAAUAAGUAUGUCGAUAUUGUAACCAGCGAUGUUGUUGCCCUCAUGGACGAAUUUGCUCGAAGAGUUUUCCAAGAGCUUAAUUAUGUCCAGGAAGGCCAAAAUGCAAGAAGAUUUAAAAAGUUAUAUGCUGAUAAGCAAGAUAUAUUGGUGCCUGAUAUAUUUUGGGAUUACACAAGUGCAAAGGUUCUUACAAUGGAGUGGAUUGAGGGUGUAAAAUUAAACCAGCAGGCAGCUAUUGAAAGUCAAGGAUUGAAGGUUCUGGAUUUGGUGAACAUUGGUAUCCAGUGUAGCUUGAGGCAGCUUCUGGAGUAUGGUUACUUUCAUGCUGACCCUCAUCCUGGUAAUAUAUUGGCCACACCUGAGGGGAAGCUGGCUUUUCUUGAUUUUGGCAUGAUGAGUGAAACACCAGAGGAUGCAAGGGUAGCCAUUAUAGGACAUGUUGUCCACUUGGUCAAUAGGGACUACGAAGCGAUGGCUCAUGAUUAUUAUGCUCUAGAUUUUUUGGAACCUGAUGUGGAUGUUUCCCCAAUUGUGCCUGCUCUCAAAAGUUUCUUUGAUGAUGUGCUUAGCGCAACAGUGAGUGAGCUGAACUUCAAGACAAUCGUUGAUGGGUUAGGUGCUGUUCUCUAUCAGUACCCAUUUAAUGUACCGGCAUACUACGCGUUGAUACUGCGAUCACUCACUGUACUGGAAGGUUUAGCACUCUAUGCUGACCCUAAUUUUAAGGUGCUUGCUGCCUCAUACCCUUACUUUGCUAAAAGGCUACUCACUGAUCCCAAUCCAUAUCUCAGAGAUGCUUUAAUUGAGCUUCUAUUCAAGGAUGGAAAAUUCAGAUGGAAUAGGCUUGAAAAUCUUCUUGUUCAAGGGCGCCAAGAUAGAGAGUUUGCAGCCAAAGAUGCUCUACAACCUGUUCUAAAACUUCUACUUUGUCCUGAUGGGGAGGAACUGCGUGUGCUAGUUGUGAAAGAAGCAGUUCGUGUGACAGAAGCCAUCACUAUUGGCACACUGAUUGAUUCAUUCAACGCAGCUCCAGAAUUUUUGAAGCCAUUAAUUUCCAAUGGCAAUCCUGGCGGACCCUUCAAACUGAGUGAGGUUGAACGUGGACAAAUGAUUGAGCUCCGAGACCAGGUUUUCAGAAUAUGGGGUCUUUUGAGAUCCUCGGAUAACUUUGAUCCAAGCCUUUUGCAACCAAUUGUACAGGUGCUACAAGAGCCAGAGGCCCGUGUUCUGGGUUCUCGUGUCGCAGGAGGCGUCACACAGCGUCUUGCGGCCCGCCUAUUGCAGCAGCUUCUCAGGACUCCACCUAUUCCUUGAUCAUCUCAGUAGAUAGGCUCCCACGGAAGCAUGUAAAUUCACAUGAUACUUUUCACAGGAAAUGGAAAGGAAAUAUAACUCACAAGUCAAAAUACAGCUAGUUUCUUCA